UGUCCAAGAAGGUUACUGUGAUUGGCGAAUAAAAACUCGUCGCGAUGGUAAUAUUGGACACGUUGUGAGCCAGGGUUAAAUAUUUAUCUCCUCCGUUAACGGGUAUCGCGAAUUCUUCGAUUUUGAAUGUAUCUCAGAGCAACGAACUCGCGUACCGGCUGAAAUCUCUAGAGCGCGGUUGUAGUCGUUUGUUAAUUCCUUUGACAGACGCUUUGAAAUUGUUGUUGCUACGUGGUUAGUCCAACGGAAUAGCUUUAUCGGUUACGCGGUAAAAAUAGAUGCUUUAUAAAGAAAAAGGGUGAAAAAGGAAAAUAUCCUCGCAAGUAUCGUAGGAUUUUUUUCUGCAUCCUCCAAUCGUUAUUGAAGGAACCGUUAGAAGUUUCCGUUGUGUGCGCAUUUGAACGAUCUAGUUAUACAUUUGUCAUCUGCGUGCGGGAACCACUCCCGAUUGGUGUUACGGUGUUCCCACGAUAUUCGUUGCUGACUAAGGAGAAGAUAACAAUAUGGCUGUUAAUGUAUAUGCUACAAAUGUGACAACCGAAAACUUGAGCCGGCAUGAUAUGCUGGCUUGGGUAAAUGACUGUCUGCAAUCGUCUUUUACCAAAAUUGAAGAACUAUGUACCGGAGCUGUUUAUUGUCAGUUUAUGGAUAUGCUUUUUCCUGGAAGUGUACCAUUGAAGAGGGUAAAAUUCAAGACCAACCUCGAGCAUGAAUAUAUACAGAAUUUUAAAAUCUUACAAGGUGGUUUUAAAAAGAUGAAUGUAGAUAAGGUAAUACCAGUGGACAAAUUAGUAAAAGGCCGCUUUCAAGACAAUUUUGAGUUUUUACAAUGGUUCAAAAAAUUCUUUGACGCAAAUUACGAUGGCCGCGAGUACGAUGCUUAUGAGGCUCGUGGCUGUAUACCAUUGGGUUCUGGUGUUGAUGGGACGCAUAACUUGUCAAAUCCUCAGUUGGUACCUUUACCUCCUCAAUCAAAGCAGAUGCAAAUGCAACAAAAGCAUAUUCAACAACGUAAUAUUGUCCCUCGCCAACAGCAGGGUAUAGCAACAUCGUUUAACAAAGCACCAGCCCAUCGUCCACAAGUGAAAACGGGAGGCAUUGGAAAUCGUGGGGAUCCUGGUAAAGUCGAGGAACUCAGUGCACAGUUGAUGGAAUUGAAAAUGUCCCUGGAGGGACUGGAGAAGGAAAGAGAUUUCUAUUUCGGAAAAUUACGCGAUAUUGAAGUUAUGUGCCAAGAUUGUGAUAACAAUGGAGAUCCACCACCAAUAGUACAGAAAAUCUUGGAAGUCCUUUACGCAACGGAGGAAGGAUUUGCACCACCUGAAGAAUUAGAAGGAGACGGACUCGCGCCAGACGAAGAGGAAGAAUACUAACUUCAACCUUUUGUACAAUCAUUAAAACGAAAAAACCACAGCAAAUUGUCCAAGUGCGUUUCAGUUUAUUAUGUUUGCGAGCCAGUAUAUACUGGGAUAAUUAAUAAACUACAGUAUCAGUUGCAUAAUUAAUAAACCUACUUUGUAUAGCUGUUUAAGCAUUUGCGCCUUCAUUUUUGUUACAAAGUUUUUCACCGAGGUUCGCACGUGAUUAGGAUAGAAAAAUAUCAGGAAAUAAUGCACUUGAAUAACUUGUAUCCUAUUGACAGGUAAUUAUUAUUAAGAAAGGAACAAAGUUAGCAGUCAUAGGUCUUUAUCGUAAUGCGAAAUAACGGUAGAGUUCUGAACAUCGACAAGUCAUUAAAACUACGAAGAUUAUAAGACAUGAAAUGUUUGGACGGUACUCUAAGUCCAUUUUGUUAUACAGUGAAGUUAUGUUAACUAUGUUUCAUUAAUGUGUGAAUGUUUUUUCGUUUGUAAAUGCACUGGUUUUAUUGCCGAUGUUUUCGGUUUGUCCUUUCGUACCUCGUUGUAGUUUUCUCGAAAAUUGUAGACAUGUUAAAUCCAAUGUAUUUUAAUUCACUUAUCUUGUGCAAUCGUGCAACAAAGUGAAUGAUUACGACCGAUUAUUUGUCACAAAAUGUACCGAUUUUUCCUGUUGCAGAACGAUAAUGUAUGCCAAGUUUAUCUUAAUGCGCAAUUAAAUUGAAUUUUACAAGUUUUA
Messenger RNA from Osmia bicornis bicornis, 2097 nucleotides. It is a transcript of the gene Eb1, whose product is annotated as microtubule-associated protein RP/EB family member 1-like. The record is from RefSeq and is a predicted model, not a curated record. Lineage: Eukaryota; Metazoa; Arthropoda; Insecta; Hymenoptera; Megachilidae. The transcript has 6 exons. Gene Ontology annotation, cellular component: microtubule plus-end; spindle midzone; microtubule organizing center. Gene Ontology annotation, molecular function: microtubule plus-end binding. Gene Ontology annotation, biological process: regulation of microtubule polymerization or depolymerization; protein localization to microtubule plus-end; spindle assembly. Bases 504 to 1373 code for a protein of 289 amino acids.